Molecule: messenger RNA, 780 nt
Organism: Symbiodinium sp. CCMP2592
Lineage: Eukaryota; Dinophyceae; Suessiales; Symbiodiniaceae
Source: the annotation of a GenBank genome assembly
AUGGCAUUGGACAACAUAGCCAAUGAGCGCAUGUCGAGCAAGCUCAAGGCGUGGGUGAGAACGAACCUCGGGGGGACCGUCAGAGCCACAACGAUGCAUUUGGCGAGCGGUUUCCCGGAAGCGGCGGUGUUGGCCGGCCUUCAGCACGACAUCAACCUGGAAGAGAUCGUGAGAGCGUGUGACCUGCUCCUCCCUUGCGGGCUGAAGAUCGCGGCGAUGGCGGCGAACCUGAAGACCUUCUCGAAGCUUCUCAGCGAGGGUGCCACUGUGGCCGUCAACCCGGGGGGCCUUUAUGAGCAGGUCGCCACCGAUGCCAACCAGGAGCGACUCUUCUUCCCUGCCAAUCUUGGCUUCGUUCGGCUCGCCAUCCAGCACGGCACCCCGCUGCUGCCAAUCUACUGCUUUGGCGAGAAUCAGCUUUUCAGGACGGCGGAGUGGGUCCGGAACAUCAACCACUUUCUGUACAGGAAGUUUAAAGUUGGUAACUUCCUGAUCCUGGGCCUUUUCGGCAUCCCUGUGACUCCGCUGCUCCCGAGCCCCUUCUUCCAUCCAGUCUUCCGCACACGGCUUCACAUUGAGUUCGGUCCGCCGGUGGACGUGGGCCCGAAGGAAGCGGAGCCCAGUGAUGCGCGGGUGCAUGAGGUCUACACCAAGUACGUGGCAGCGCUACAAGAGAUGUUCAAAACCUGCGCGCCCAAGUAUCUUCCGAAAGAGGUGGCGGAUCGUGGAUUGGAAGUCAUUCUGCGGGAGAACCCGAAGAAGUCUUCCAAAGAAGACUGA